AUGACAUCACUUACUCGUAAUCAUCAUGCUACAAAACGAUUCAAUAAUGGUGCUCGCUUAAAGAUAGCGAAUCAUCAUCCGACGGUCAUUCCAACAGUGACACAAUCGAAUGACGUCAAUAACAACUCGAAUAAUUCAGGCGCUGUUCUUGCACACUACGAACAUGCACAUCCAGAUUCGCUUUUAGAAGCUCUCAAUGAUCUCCGUCUAAGUCGACAGUUAUGCGAUGUAACAAUUGUUGUUGGUCAACAUGAAUAUCCUUGUCACAAAAAUGUUCUUGCUGCUGCCAGUCCAUAUUUUCGAGCAAUGUUUACGACCUCCGAAAUGUGUGAAUCAUCUCAACCAUCUGUCACUCUCAACGGAGUCGAUCCUGAUGCCAUGUUUGAACUUAUUGAAUAUGCAUAUACAUCUGAAAUCACAAUUUGUGAAAAUAAUGUUCAAUCGUUACUUUCCGCUGCAAAUCUGUUAAUGAUGCAAUCCGUACGAGAUGCGUGCAGUUCAUUUUUCGAACGUUUUCUGGAUGAAACAAACGCCAUUGGAAUAAAUUGUUUUGCUGAAUUACACGGAACUCAAGAAUUGACAAAGAAAGCAAAACGGUUCGUUCUGAAGAAAUUCUCACAAGUCGUUCAACAAGAUGAAUGGCUUCAUGUUUCAGCACAAAAAGUCAUUGAAUUUAUAAAGGAAGACGAUCUGCGUAUAACGAGUGAAGAUGAAGUAUAUGAAGCAUGUUUACGAUGGUUAAAUCAUGCACCUGAACAAAGAAAGAAUGAUUUUCAUUCAAUACUGCAACAUAUUCGUUUAGCAUUUCUCAGUCCGUACAUAUUGAUGGAUAAAGUUGCAACGUGUAAAAUUAUUCAAGAAGAUGCGACUUGUCGUGAACUAUUUCACGAAGCACUGAAAUAUCAUUUACUUGUUGACAGACGUCCGGAAAUGGUAUCAAUCAAUUCUCGAUUGAAGCCGCGAACAUGUUCAGAGCUGAGUGAAGUAUUGGUAUUUUUGGGUGGCGAAGAUGAACGAGUCGUUGUGCGUGGUGUUGAAGUCUAUAAUCCCGAAAGAGAUGAAUGGAAAAAACUUGCUUGUUUGCCGUAUGCCGUUUCUAAACAUGCUAUUGUUUCAUUAGGAGCGUCAUUACUCUAUCUAUGUGGUGGAGAUUUUCCAAAUGGUCGACCAAGUUCAGAAGUUUGGAAAUACGAUCGGAAACUCGACGGAUGGCAUCAAUUGUCAGAUAUGUUAACCCCACGAUCUGAAUUAGGUUUAGUAUUAAUUGAUGGAUAUAUCUACGCAUGUGGAGGUUCAAAUGGAGAUGUGCGUCUCAAUACCAUUGAACGAUAUUCCAUUGCCGAGAAUAAAUGGACUUCAAUCGGUACGAUGCAAGUUGGAAUGACAAGUCCAGCUUGCUGCACAUUGGAUGGUUAUUUGUAUAUAAUUGGAGGAGCAGUACUCGAAGAAGGUGAUGCUGUUGAUCUAGUCAUGAAAUUCGAUCCUCGAACAUUUGAAUGGAGUAAUGAUGUUUCUCCUAUGCGUAUCGCACGUUCAGGCGCAGCCGUUGUUGUUGUCCGACGAAAAAUUUAUGUUUGUGGAGGAUUACAAUCGAACACAGAAAAUACGAAUUUAGCCGAAGUUUACGAUCCAAAUAUAAAUCAAUGGCAAUUCAUUGCACCGAUGUGUGAGCAUCGUUAUCGACCGGGUGCGGCGGUUGUCAAUGAGAAGAUCUUUGUAUGUGGUGGACAAGGCGAUCAGCCAGGAAAAUAUCAUGAAAGCGUUGAGUUUUAUUCCAUCGAAACAGAUCAAUGGACAAUCAUCACCGAAUUAAUAUGUGGACGAAGUUUUCUUGCGUGUGCCAUGCUUUUAUUGAAAUGGUCCGAUAUUGUUUGGGAUCACGUUUGUGACGGCGAAAGUAACUCCUUACCCGACAUAAACUAA
This is a messenger RNA of Adineta ricciae, 1923 nucleotides long. The record is from the annotation of a GenBank genome assembly. NCBI's taxonomy places the organism in Eukaryota, Metazoa, Rotifera, Eurotatoria, Adinetida, Adinetidae.